Ostertagia ostertagi is the source of this 255-nucleotide messenger RNA. The record is from the annotation of a GenBank genome assembly. NCBI's taxonomy places the organism in Eukaryota, Metazoa, Nematoda, Chromadorea, Rhabditida, Trichostrongylidae.
AUGAUUAAAAUCAGACAGGUUCUUAAGAAGUGGGAACAGAUCUACACACGUCGUCUUCUCGAAAGCGCGAAGUGCAAUGUUGACGAAGAUGUGAUUGCUGAGCAGAGAAAAGUGGACGAACUCGAAGAGUCUUGGCGACAAUCCCCUUGUCGUCAAAGACUUGGCAAAGAGAGGUUAUGGGGCAAACCCUCCACAAAUUCAGAUCUCAUUAAUAGUGCCCUAGAACAAUCUCUUUUUUUCAAACAAGGUACGUAG